Molecule: messenger RNA, 1563 nt
Organism: Penicillium cataractarum
Lineage: Eukaryota; Fungi; Ascomycota; Eurotiomycetes; Eurotiales; Aspergillaceae
Product: glycoside hydrolase family 1 protein
Exons: 1
Coding region: 1-1563 (520 amino acids)
Biological process (GO): carbohydrate metabolic process
Molecular function (GO): beta-glucosidase activity
Source: RefSeq, a predicted model, not a curated record
AUGUUUCAGGCUGGGGACAAUGUCCUCCAUGCCGACAAGGAGGAAUGGGCUGUCAAGCCUCGCCCCGUGGAAGAGUUGCCUCUUCCCGCUGAUUUCUUCUGGGGAGCAGCGACUGCUGCCUACCAGAUCGAAGGCGGUGCUUCUCACGAUGGAAAGGGCAAGUCUAUCUGGGAUACCUUCAGCCACCUGGAGCCCUCACGGACCAAUGGGGAGAACGGUGAUGUGGCCUGUGAUCACUACAAUCGCAUGUUGGAAGAUUUGGACCUGAUGGCCUCGUACGAUGUCGAUGUCUAUCGGUUCUCCAUUGCCUGGUCUCGUGUGAUCCCCCUGGGUGGACGAAAUGACCCAAUCAACGAGACUGGCAUUGACUUUUACAACAAACUCAUCGAUGGUCUUUUGGCCCGAAAUAUCGAGCCAAUCGUCACCUUGUACCAUUGGGACGUGCCGCAAGAGCUAUAUAAUCGAUACGGCGCCUUUCUGAACACCAACGAGUUCAAAGCAGACUUUGAGCGCUUUGCCAAACUUUGUUUCUCUCGCUUUGGUGACCGAGUCAGAAAAUGGGUUACAUUCAAUGAGCCAUACAUUAUAUCCAUUUUUGGUCACCACAGCGGCGUCCUCGCUCCUGGUCACAAUUCUGCAAAUGGAAAUGACUCGCGAACAGAGCCGUGGCGUGUCGGUCAUACUAUCAUUCUUUCCCAUGCGGCAGUUGUGGAUCUUUACGCCACGGAGUUUCAACCUUCUCAAAAGGGCAUUAUAUCGAUCGUGCUGAAUGGUCACUUCUACGAGCCGUGGGAUGCAGCCAGUGAGGAGCACAAAGCCGCAGCCCAACGCAGACUCGAAUUCUAUAUUGGCUGGUUCGGAGACCCCAUUUUCUUGGGCAAGAAUUACCCCACCUCGAUGCGCGCCCAGCUAGGGCCUCGGCUACCUCAAUUUACCAUCGAGGAGAUGAGCAUUCUCCGGAGGACUGCCCCAUUCAACGCCUUUUACGGGAUGAAUCACUACUCCACUAAAUUCGCCCGUGCACUUCCAGACCCACCGGCCGAGGAUGACUGCACAGGAAAUGUGGAGGAGCUAGCCGUCAAUAGCGAAGGGAAGUUCCUUGGGCCUGUUUCUGGCAUGGCGUGGCUGCGUGUCGCACCCGAUGGAUUUCGAAAGCUCAUGAAUUGGGUCUGGGAUCGAUAUCGCUUGCCAAUCAUCAUCACCGAAAAUGGCUGUCCAUGUCCAGGAGAGAGUCAGAUGACACUGGACCAAGCAGUGAAUGACGCCUUUCGUAUUCGUUAUUUUGGACUAUAUCUCGAUGCCAUCUCAAGGGCCAUUUAUGAAGAUGGCAUUGAUGUCCAAGGAUACUGUGCGUGGAGUCUCAUGGAUAAUUUUGGUAUGCAACUCUUAAAGCUGACUUCACUCGUUUUCCUCGCGGCUGACGACGUCUUAGAAUGGUCUGCCGGAUACGGUCCGCGCUAUGGGAUUACACAUGUGGAUUACGAUACGCUGGUGCGAACUCCGAAAAAGUCUGCAAUUUACCUGGAGCAGUCUUUCAAAGCUCGCCGUACCUGGGAUAGCUAG